CUGUUUCUAGAUCUAGGCUUAUAACUUAGAUCUUAAAUCUAGAUUUAGAUCUAAAACUAGAUCUAGAUCUAGCUAGAUCAAUGUCUAGUUUGUAUGACAAAUGACAAUGGAGAUAUUUGUGCAUAUUUCUCACUGGAUAUUAUAAUGAGGAUUUUAUUAUUUAAUUUUUACUUCAUUAGUGCAUUGUGUAUUUCUCACUGUCAUAUUUGAACAAAGUAGCGAUUAGAGGAAAACAUGUUUUUGCGAAUCUUUCUGGCCGUCAGCCUAAUGCAGUAUGUCAGACCUCAAUGCACCUAUUCCAACUGGGGGACCAGCUUUGAUAAGAAAGGACAAUCCAAAUGUAAUGAGAUUAACGCUUACAUCAAUGGACUGGACAGAAAUGUUGUUUCCAACUGGGGGGACGAUCCCCUGACUUUCUUAGAAGGUGCUGUAUGUUGUCAACCCCCCUCUCCAUCGAAUAACGUGGAACAGCAGGUAGUCUACGAUGACUGGACUCCUGCACUAGACAAAGAUUACUCGUGGGCUUUUUGUCGUGUGGGCUACUUCCUUCAAGGCUUGUACAGGUCAGAUACUGGAUGGCCACAUUUCAAAGGCUAUCUUUUCAACCUCGAGCACGCAAGAUGCACCAAACCUGCCAACCUUCCAUUGAAUUAUGGAACAUGUCAAGAUGUUGAUAUAAGUAGCUGUAUGAGUCGACAGGGUAAAUGUUCAUGUCCAGGUGGAUAUUUUAUGACCGGACUGUACCGAGCUGAUGGAGAUGACCUUUACUUUUUGAAAAAAAUUCGAUGCUGUACAUUACCAGCAAAAGAGUUAGUCAUGGACGAGAAGAGUAAAAUACAGACACGCAUCAUGGACACGACAUUGUGGAAUAUGGCUACCUUAGCACAUUACUUGGGUUAUGGCUGGUGCUAUGGCUGCCACGGGAUGGCUGUUGGUGAAGAUUUUAACAGAAAUGGGGACACAUGGGCAGCUGAUACACGCUCGUUCUGGGGCACAUCAUGUGAUGGUGAUAAAAGUGGCGAAAGACUCAACUUGGUUUUCGGAGAUUGGGGAUUUGCUGUCAAGGAAAUUAUUUAUGGAAAAAGUGUCAUAGAAGAUCUUCAAGCAGAAAGUGUAGACUCUGGAGUUAUUUACAAUCGCGCGUCUUCCACUGUGACGGAAUCUAUAGAAAGAUCGAAGACAAUCCAAGAAACUAUCACUCAUUCUACCACAAGUUCUUUUACCAACAGUCACGAACUUGGUGUAGAACUUGACUUUGAGAUUGCGUCAGUCAAGGGGAAGGUUUCUUAUAAGACUACAUUCGAAUAUUCAACUUCAACUACGAAUGAAAAGAGUGUCUCUGAAACUCAAGGCUUUACUAAACAAUCUUCAAUCACGCUUGGACCAAUGGAAGGUGCUAAAUACGAGGUAAUCAUGAGCAAAAGUAGAACAACUGUACCGUACACUGCAAUCAUUACGACCAAGUUUUCUACAGAGAUGAGAGGAUUCUUGCGCUGGGAAGACGGUAAUGGUAACUUCCAUCAACAACAUAGAACUAACAGCGGCAGACCCUCCUACAAUUAUCGCUUUGGAAACGCCAACAUCCCUUUUUAUAAAGAUCUUAAGAAACAAAGUGAUAGCAACGAAGGAGUCUGGAUGUGGGGAAUGUUAUUUCAGAAGUUUCCAGAUGCACAUCGAGUCAUCAACAGACUUACUGAUGAGACUCAAUAUCAAUUUACUUUAACUGGAAAACUGGAAAAAGUUGAAGGUACAAGUAUUAAUGUGAAGUGGCAAAAAGUUAAACUAAAUCGCCGUGAUAUCUCUAAUGAUAAGGUUUCUGCAAGAAACAUUACAACUUACAUUGCUAAAUCGGGUCCUGCUGAUAAACCAGCCGUGGUUGAGUACCCCAAGGUUAAUUUAAAUAACCAGGAAUCAUUUAAACCUGUUCAGAUUCCUGUCAAGAAGUGAAAGUUUAGAACUCUAUAUAUUAUGAAUCUGUAUUGUAUUAUUAUGUUUUCUUAGCAAUAAUAAUUAUCGAAUAAAAUUGGUUACCUCGCAAACUAGUCUAAAACACUAUAUAUCUAGAUUUACUUUUUUAGUGAUG
Biomphalaria glabrata is the source of this 2083-nucleotide messenger RNA. RefSeq lists its product as uncharacterized. The transcript has 2 exons. Lineage: Eukaryota; Metazoa; Mollusca; Gastropoda; Planorbidae. Bases 235 to 1947 code for a protein of 570 amino acids. Gene Ontology annotation, cellular component: extracellular region. The record is from RefSeq and is a predicted model, not a curated record.